Kickxella alabastrina is the source of this 471-nucleotide messenger RNA. RefSeq lists its product as uncharacterized. The transcript has a single exon. Lineage: Eukaryota; Fungi; Kickxellomycota; Kickxellomycetes; Kickxellales; Kickxellaceae. The record is from RefSeq and is a predicted model, not a curated record. The coding region runs from base 136 to 408 and encodes 90 amino acids.
AUAGGUAGUAUAUUUUCCAUCCAGGGUUUUACUAGGUUAUAUUGACUUUGCCAAACCUUGGGUUGUUUUAAGUAUUGGCAGCAAAGAAAUUAAUGUUUGUUUUUUAACCAUGUGAGAACAUAUGAAAGGACCAAAAUGGAAGAUUUCGUCCCAUGCUCUCCUCAUGGAGAAAUGAAACACCAAAUUUUCUAUCAACUUAUAUACAGCCUUCAAAUCAAUAUUUUCUUUAUUAGCCUGAAUGAACACAAAAAAUACGAAGCUCAAAGAAAAUUACACUUGUCAUUUGCCUUCAUCAGAAACUGUCGGUUCCAAACCAGAGUGCCUAUCCGCCUCACUAGUAUCAUCAUUAGAAUCCUUCGAAUACUUUUUCUUCGACCUCUGUUUUUGCUUAUGCUUUCUCGCCUGUAACUUCAAUAUCUUCUUUCCUGUCUUUGAGCUCUCACCAUUAGUAAUUAAAUCUAGUUUUUCCUU